AACUGUAAACACCGACCGUGCUCUUCGGUUUAGCUUCUGACUUGAUUUAUGAUUGAUUAGUUAGCUGGUUGCACCUCAGAUUGUAGCUAAAAAUCCACAAAAAUGUUCCGUUAGAGCAUGCAAAUUGAAACGCAAAAUGCGAUGCUAUCUUCAAGCAUUUCUCCUGUGCAUGGUCUUCAUUUUCUUUUCACUGGUGUAUGUGUUCAACCAGCUAGCCUCCACCUUGGAGGACAGAGAUGGCUGGGGCCUAAAAGAGCAGGGGAUACCCGGCGGGCGCAGUCAUGACGACGGCCACCUUCUCAGGAAAAGGCCAGGACUAGCAGGCCGAGACCAUGAAGAAGGGCAUGACAGGUGUAAAUCAUUGUCAGUUUCUUACUGGAAUCCAUAUUGGAGACUGCCUGCUGAUGUGUGUGGAGUGAACUGCUUAUUGGAAUCAUCUCUUAGAGAGAGGUCCAGCUCUCCAGGAAAGCAUCAUGGUGAUGAGAGAAGUCACGUGGCUGUGGUGGCCUGUGGCACCAGGUUAGAGGAGACCCUCACCAUGUUGAAGUCUGCUGUUCUCUUAAGCAAAAAGCCUCUGCACUUUUACAUCUUUGCUGAGGAUGAUCUACAUGAGCCCUUCAAAAAUGCUCUGGACUCCUGGCCCAGGACAGCUCAGACUAAGUUUAACUUCACCAUCUACCCUAUCACUUUUCCUGAGAAGAAUGCAAAGGAGUGGAAGAAGCUCUUCAAACCUUGUGCCUCUCAGAGACUCUUCCUGCCUCUGAUCCUGAAGGAGGUGGAUUCUUUGCUCUAUGUGGACACGGAUAUCAUUUUUUUGCAGCCAGUAGAGGAUAUCUGGGCUCUUCUUUCUCAGUUUGAUUCCAGUCACUUAGCUGCCAUGGCUCCGGAGCACGAGGAGCCACGCAUCGGCUGGUACAACCGUUUUGCCCGACAUCCUUACUAUGGCAAGACGGGCAUCAACUCAGGAGUCAUGCUCAUGAACAUGACUCGCCUCAGGGAGAAAUCUUUUAAGAAUGACAUGACAACAGUUCCACUGAAGUGGGAGGAAAUUCUGAUGCCCCUUCUCCAGAAGUAUAAACUCAAUAUCACUUGGGGUGACCAGGAUCUUCUUAACAUCAUCUUUCACCAUAACCCAGAAAGCCUCUAUGUGUUCCCCUGCCAGUGGAACUACCGUCCAGACCACUGUAUCUAUGGCAGCAACUGUCAACAGGCUGAUCAAGAAGGUGUCUUCAUUCUCCAUGGUAACAGGGGAGUUUACCAUAAUGAUAAGCAGCCUGCAUUUCGAGCCAUCUAUGAGGCCAUCCAAAAGUACCCAUUUGGUGAGAACAUGGAGACCUCACUGCUUCAGCCGCUGGAAGCCUCACUUCGGACCACCACAAACUCGUACUGUGGAAGAGCCAGUCACCUGUUUACAAAGAAGUUAAAACAGAGCAUCCUGUCUGUUCAACAAGAAGUCACGCAGAGAAGAUGAACAGGACAUCACUCCAAUAUCAUUGAUAUCCUCAUCAGUGUCUCUGGAAGUAGAGGCUUGGAUGUAAGACACUCCUGUGGAGACAUUGAGCUGGAUGACAAACAGACUCAGGUCAACACUGAACCAUCAUGCAUUGCUUUUACAAACUGCACAUCAAGACUGGAAAUGGGUUAGGGUAUUCUGUGGUACAGGUUAUAUUUAUUUUAUUCUUAAAUGAAGCCAAUGACGGUACAUAUCUGUCCAAUUACAAAUGCUUUCCUGCCUUGGUGGAAAAUGCACUGACACUUUGGAGAAAGAACCAACAAUCAUUUUGUACAAUUGUGUUAUAUCUUUGGGGAGAUUGCAGCAGGUACUUUUAGUUUGAGUAUUUUAUCAGAGUUGUUUUAAUAUAAGUGCACAUACAGCCUUUUGUCACUGCAGUAUAUCAUGGAUAAGGGUUGUUGUCGUUUUUGAAGGUACUUGUUAGUUACACCUGAGUCUUCCUUUUUCUUUUUUAACAAAACAAAUACAUGAAAUACAUGUAUACAGAUUAUAUUCAGUAUUUAUUAGUGUUGGACAUCUGUGACAGGAAGCACUUUGGAUGUUUAAAACCUUUACAUGAGGCUAUCAUUUAAGAUACUCUGGUAUGAAAGAUUGUACAAUUAUUAUACUGUACAUUGUAUUAGCCAUUAAGUCGCUUUGUUUUACUUUACCUAUGUGAACAUGUUUUACUAUGACAGGUACAAUGACAUAGCGAGCAGUUUGUUUUCAAUCAAGCCAGCGGGUCACAGACUAGCUAAUAAUUGCACUAUUAGAAAAUUGAGGAUUGUAUCAACACAAAAUAAUAUGUGAAUUUAACAUAUUACCGAAAAGCCAGCAUUGAUAUUCAAGUGUAUAUAAAAUGAAUGGGGAAUAAAUAUUUUAUUAUAAAGUAU
Messenger RNA from Trematomus bernacchii (emerald rockcod), 2385 nucleotides. Its product is annotated as glucoside xylosyltransferase 1-like. The transcript has 8 exons. Gene Ontology annotation, biological process: protein O-linked glycosylation via N-acetylgalactosamine. The record is from RefSeq and is a predicted model, not a curated record. Bases 137 to 1471 code for a protein of 444 amino acids. Gene Ontology annotation, molecular function: UDP-xylosyltransferase activity. Lineage: Eukaryota; Metazoa; Chordata; Actinopteri; Perciformes; Nototheniidae.